Molecule: messenger RNA, 1355 nt
Organism: Xenopus tropicalis (tropical clawed frog)
Lineage: Eukaryota; Metazoa; Chordata; Amphibia; Anura; Pipidae
Gene: gpr171
Product: G protein-coupled receptor 171
Exons: 2
Coding region: 156-1097 (313 amino acids)
Biological process (GO): G protein-coupled receptor signaling pathway; signal transduction; G protein-coupled purinergic nucleotide receptor signaling pathway
Cellular component (GO): plasma membrane; membrane
Molecular function (GO): G protein-coupled receptor activity
Source: RefSeq, a predicted model, not a curated record
ACAGAGGUAUCUGUUUCCAAGAAAGAAACGAAGAAGCAUUUCAUCUGAGGCUCUAACUGCAACAUGACAGCUUCAAUGUAAUGCAAAGAGAGCCCAGAGACGACAAUAAAGAAGGCCAUUGAAGUUAGUGAAAGCACAUCUAUACUCUAUACACCAUGACAGAAGAGUCCAAUAGUUCUCAUAUGGUCUGCGAUGUGUACAGAGACAUGCACCCGUUUACUUACUUCUAUUACCUAGUGUUCAUGGUUGGAUUUUUUGGAAGCUGCUUUGCGUUGUGGGCCUUUACUAGGAGUGACAGCAGUCAGAAGUGUACAAGCAUAUAUCUCAUCAACCUACUCAUAGCAGACUUCCUGCUGACUCUUGCCUUGCCAUUUAAAAUUGUUGUAGACCUGGGCAUUGCCACAUGGAAACUGAAAAUAUUUCAUUGCCAGGUGACAGCUGUUAUCAUAUACAUCAACAUGUACUUAUCCAUUAUCUUUCUGGGCUUUGUCAGUAUGGACCGAAGCCUUCAAACAAUCAACAGUUCCAGACUGUACCAAGUGCAAAAGAGGGGGUUUGCUAAGAUGAUAUCUGCAGUUGUUUGGACAUUAGUACUUUUUAUAAUGUUACCAAAUAUGCUGAUACCUAUUAACGAUAUCCCAGAAAGGGAUAUUGUUGGCUGCAUUGACUUUAAGAAAGAAAUUGGAAGGCACUGGCAUGUUCUUUCAAACUUCAUUAGCCUCGCAAUAUUUUUCAACUGCUCCUGUAUUAUUUUAAUCUCCAAUUUUCUUACCAUAAAACGGCUUUACAGGCACAAGGACUGUGAUGAAUUUCUCAACAUCAAACAAGCCUUGGUACAGAUCCUGCUUGUGACAGCUGGAUACGUGAUCUGUUUUGUUCCCUACCAUAUUGUUCGCAUCCCCUACACAUUGAGCCAAAGCAACAUUAUAAUGGACUGCAGCUUGAAGCAAGUACUUUUCUUUGCAAAAGAAUCUACUCUCUUGCUCUCGGUUUCUAACUUGUGUUUUGACCCUAUACUCUACUUUUACUUUUCUAAGACAUUCAGAACUAAAAUCACCAAGACAUUUUCCAUGAAAAAAGAGGUAACAGCUGUUUAACCUUAUUCUCCGCUAUCACUGUGAAACAUAUUGUAGCAGCCUCUACAACCUGUUUCUUUGAGGACCUACUUUAAGUCUAAGAAGUCAGAUUUUUGGUCAAAGAAUUGGCUUAGAAUUAAUUAAGCACCCUUUUAAUUAUUGCUGACUGUUGAAAAUUACCUUUAUUUAAACAACUUGGGGACCCAUUUUUAGGUCCUGAUCCAGAUGAUACCUGCUCUGUGGAAUAUUUUUUAUCAAAUAAAUUUUAUUACAAUCACA